This is a messenger RNA of Microplitis demolitor, 1245 nucleotides long. RefSeq names its product zinc finger protein 385A. Gene Ontology annotation, molecular function: zinc ion binding; nucleic acid binding. The transcript is spliced from 6 exons. The coding region runs from base 207 to 974 and encodes 255 amino acids. The record is from RefSeq and is a predicted model, not a curated record. NCBI's taxonomy places the organism in Eukaryota, Metazoa, Arthropoda, Insecta, Hymenoptera, Braconidae.
AACUUCUAACUUUUCUAUUGAGCAUUUGUUGUGAAAUAUAAAAUAUAUAUUAAUAAAAAUAUUUAAACUUUAUUUGAUCAAUUAGAAACAUUAAUAUCUAAUUAUUAUUGAUUUAAUUAUUGUUUAUUUGUUGAUAAAUAUAUUUAUCAAUUUAUAAAUAUAAAUAUUUAAGUAAAUAAGUUGACUUAAGUACAGUAGAAGCAACCAUGCAAUCUAUCACUGAUCCCGUUACGAAAGCAGUAGUUGAUAAUAUUAUGGGCAAUUUGCCGACUAAGAAACCAUUAGUGAGAUGUCAUGAUUGCGAUUUAUGUUUCACCAGCGAAACUGUCUUGGAUGCUCAUUUACAAGGAGCUAGACAUGCUAAACAGAUACGGUCGAAAGUGAUAAUGGAAAAUUUGGGAGGAACUAAAAUUGGACUUUCAAAAGAUCAAGAAGCCAGUGGGUUAAAGUGUAAUGUAUGUAAUGUUAGUCUCAAUUCAAUACAGCAGCUUCAAACUCAUCUUAAUGGAAACAGGCAUAAAAAGAAAGCAGAGAAAGGUGGAUGGACCGGAAACGAGACGGUAAAAGCUGUUCAGCCGCAACCAAAAACUCCAGCUCCAGCAGACUCGACAACUCCAGCUGCUACCAAAAAGAAGGGGGAAAUACUUACAUGCGAGCAGUGUAAUAAAUUUUUCAAUUCCAAACAGCAAUACGAUGUGCAUAUUACGUCGAAGAAACACUUGCAUAAAGUGUACAAACCUAUUUUGAAAACUACCAACAAGAAAAAACGCUACGUACCGUAUGGAAAUAAACAGCAACAACAAUAUCAACAACCGCAACAUCAACAGCAGCAACAUCAUCAUCAACAACAUCAUCAACAUCAGCAACAUCAGUACCAACCGCAAAGAAAUAUGCAGCCAUACGAUACAGCGUCCUAUGUCAUACCUUCACUCGCCAAUAAUUUUAUUUCUGGUGGUUACGCCAAUAAUUAUUAGACAAUAUUUUAUUUUAAAAAUAAAAUAAGCAAUUUUUUUUUUCUUUAUCUUUUAUUACUAUUAAUGACUUACUUAAAGUACAGCCAUUAGCUAUAACUAAUUUUUUAUUAUGCUCUUCAAAUGAAUUCAAGUGCAAAUAAUGACUCAAAUUUUAAUUAAAAUUAUAAAUAUGCUAUUUAAUUGUUGAAUUAAAAAAAAUUAGUGUGAGGUAAAAAUCAAUUUGCAGUAUUGUGUGACAGUAAUUAUUAUAUCCGUCUGAGUAAUAAACGUA